GGAAGGCACACACGAAAAACUCAGAAGUUCGGAGCGAGUUUCGGAGAAAGCUAGCUACAGGAGCGAGUGAAAAAGCUUGUUGACUAGUGCAAAAAGGUAACACGAGCGAGCGAAAAAGCUUGUUGACUAAAGAAGAAAAGCGAAGAUUUCUGUUAGAUAUAUGCGCCAUUGUAAAGCUCUCAAGUUGAUGUGUAGCAGGAUCCCCUAGCUGUGUUGCACCGAAGUGCGACGUUCUGUGUGAGAAAAGGACAUUCUGCAACCCACGACAAGUUCUACGAGUAAGAAAAGAUAGUCAUGCGAACUGCAAAUCAUACUCUGUAGAAAACGAUAAAAAUUCAAAUUGUCUUGUGUGGAUCGAAAAUGCGAAAAUCCAUGCGAGGAUCGAAGUGUAAGUACAUACAAGGAUCGAUUUGUAGCUACUUCGCAAUGAUCGCAAGAUGGGUCUCCCCAGAUAUAAAAGGAAUAGGAAUAUGACGAACGAGAAUGAGAUCCCGAAUAAUCAAAUUGACUUUAUCCAGCACCCAAUGUAGUUGUAGAGAAAAAGAUUAUAAGAAAGAUCUUCUGGUUCUUGAAAUCGCGAAAUUCGUUACAGGGAUUGUAGAGAAAGUGUCCUCACUUUCUACUGUCGUCCAGAAGUUCCCCCUUCCCUACCAAGAUUGUCUUAGGUUUUGGUCGUUCGAGUGUGAGUAAACAAGCCUCCAGUUCUGUAAAGAAACUAACAAAAGACUGUAAGGAUUUGGUAGUGUAACUGUAAAGAAACCUGCAGUUCUGUAAAGAGCUAAAGCUGUAAGGAUUUAGUUGUAUAACUGUAAAGAAACCUCCAGUUCUUACUGAUUAUUCUCUUCCAUAAAAGCGGCAGUUCCGUCUUUACUUGUACCAAACCAUAUUUGCCAUUCACCCAAUCAGACAGUAUAUCGCUUUGGGAUGUAAGGGGAAGUCUUCGUCAGCAUAUUGAAUUAUGUGGGCCGAAGGCGAGUCUACUUACUUCCAGUGUUAAAAGAUCUAUCACCACUUUCUAUUAUUCUUGUUUGAAUAUCAUAAAACCCGGGUAUUUUCUCUCCGCGUAGGCUACUGUGUUCAUCCAAAUCAUACACAUUAGAAAUGGCCACUUGAACAAUAACAUAAACAUGUUUUUUAUUUGCUUACUUUCUUUGCUGCCCACCCUUUUCUAGAUAGGUACCGCUACCGCAUAUUCAUUGUAUGCGCAUACUGAGCUUCUCAAGCUGAAGACUUUUUUCUCAAUCAUCAUCGUCCCUUCUCUAAAAAACCCACUGAAAGUGUUGAAUGUAUUGCUAACAUUUUCUUUUCGCCUUCCCAAAUCAAUGGAUCUUCGUGUGUAGUAAGUCUGUGUUUUACUUAGUAGGGCCAAUCCGAAUCGGAUAACAUCAUCCACUCUGUCGUGUGGAAUAAAAUUCAAUCUUUUUUAGUUAGCUUUCUCUCGUAUUUCUCCCUUUGUGAUCUUCGUAACAAAUCUUCUCUCCAUAAAUUUCAGCUUGAACACAAGAUCUUCAAAAGUUGUGGUCUUGCAUGACACAUACAGAAAAGGAUAAAAUUCUUGUUCUUUGAAAUCUGAAAUCCCUAGAGACAAAAACAAGAUGACCAUGACCCUGGUACCCCAGCAGCAGCAGAACACCGCCUCUGGCUGUAUCGCGACGAAGCAGCCGAACGAGACUGCUGCGGCACGACAACAUGAAUCCACCACAGCCACCCCAGGAGAUCAAGAUGGAGGUCGAGCGAACCGACUUGUGGUUUUCUGUGAUUAUGAUGCCACCAUCACUACGCGCUUUCUCCAAAAAAAGGCGCAACAUCAAGAUGACUCCUCAAGCCAUGGGGAGGCCGUGUCACCUUGUGUCAAAGGACCUGAAAAGGGUUUGACUGCAGUGCAGCUUGUGGAGAAGUGGUCGCGUCUGCCGCCCGCCUACAUCGCGGAAAGCCAGCGCAGGCACGACUACUACUUCGCGAUCGAGAACGACGCGCACAUGUCGAAGGACGCGAAAAUCCCCUACAUGAUCAAGUGGUACGAGGAGACGAUUGACGACUUUGUGCGACACGCGCAAGACCUCGACUUCAAGCCGUCGCACGUGACCGAUUUGGUCCACGAAAACCUACAUCGCGUUGAGCUGCGCGACGGCAUGCGCGAGGUGAUCGACUACUGCUACUCGAUGAACAUUCCGCUCGUGGUAAUCUCCGCAGGCUUCGGGGAUGUCAUUCGCACGGUUCUGGCCGAACACGGCAUCGGUCCCGAGAAGUACACCCUCUGGAGCAACAUGUUUGAAUACAACGAGCAAAUCGACGAGGAGAUGAACAUCACUUCCUACAACAGUUCUUCUUCUUGUAAAAAGAUGACGAGUCGUGUUCUUGAAGAACAGGGGGAACAUGUUCAACACAACGACGAGAUCGAGAACAACAUGAAGAAAAUCAGUUCUGCUUCCACUUGUAUUGGGAUCGAGGAGCAGAACAUCAACAGUUCGUCUCCUGGAUGUAAGAUGUUGAGUCAAGAACAAAGUGAUCAACAUGUCCUCGUGAAUCAGAGGAGCAGUUCUUCUGAAGUUGAAGUACAUUGCCCAGCGUCUCCAAAUCUUCCACUGUCACCGGACAUCGCAACAAGCAUGCUGCAGGGAUCUUUAUCCUCGGCGUCUUCGGUAUCCACCUCUGCAGCAACUUCGACCUCUUCCGUUGCAACAGGAGGAACAAAUAGUAGUAAGGUGGUACCGCCGGGUGUGCUUCUUGGCGUCCGCCCCCCACUGAUGCACAUGUACAACAAGCACUUGCAGCGCGCACCCGCAGAGGUCUGGGCCGCCAUCGGCGAGCGCAAUGCUGCGAUCGCCAUCGGCGACUCUCUUGGCGACGCCGAUAUGUCUCGCCAUCCCUGUUUUCGCGAACAGCUGCGCCUAGGUUUGCUGAACAUCAACAUCUGCGAGGAGAGUCGCAAGAACUACGCGGCCAAAUUCGACCAAGUGUUCGAGGGCGACGGACCCGCGUGGAGCCUUCUGGAGAGCAUCAAGCAAUUCGUUAACGGUGGCAACGAAAAGGACCGCAGUCUUUUUAAGGCCAGUGGUGGUAUAUCACUAUCAUCCCAUGAUUAAAAUUAUUCAUGAUCAAGCGUUGGGUCUCGCAAGAUUCAUUAUCAUCCCAUGAUGAAAAUCAUGUUCAUGUGGAGGGAAUGGUUUUGAGAGUGGAGCUCUUGUCCCCUUUGAUGAGAAGUCAAAGCAGGGAUUAUUUCAGGCGAUUAGCAAAGGGAUAAUAUAUCCACUCUUCAAACGCGGAUAGUGAGAAACUACGACCUUUAAUCUAUGUAACAACCUAGAUGACGCUGCUGAUGAUUCGGUGAAAAAGAUGAAGAUCUAGAAGAGUCAGAGGAUACAUAGAUUCUUCAGUGUCCCGCUUCGUGGAUCUUGUUCGGUCACCUUGAGCAUGAUCGUUGUGGUAGGUUGAAAAUACGGAAUACAUCGUUUGUCAACACUUGUUAUGACGUAUAAAAACUUUUAGAGUUUGAUUCACUAGCUGGAUAGUGUUAGAAAGAUACAUAGAUGAUACUUAAUUGAGUAUAUGGAUUCGCACUAGUGUAUUUCCUCCAUCACAUUUUUAAAGGCUAGAUUAGCUGGUAGAAAUCUACAGAAAAAACUUACGCACGUCGCCGAAUCGAUUCAAAUCAUCAUGAGAAUUUUCAAGAAAUGGGCUUAUAGAAGCUUUUUCAAAAAUGUUACGACAGGCUACAGAUUGACCGAUAGCCUUGCUGUUAUCUCGUAUCAUGGUGCUGGUGCUGUGAAGCGAUGCCCGCAUGCCCAGUUACCCACGCUUAGUUUUUUACCCCAAUGUUCUUGAAUGCUACAACCACCCUCCUCCAGCAAGGUCAUAAGUUUUAGAGCACGAUGCUGGAGUAGAUAGACCUAGCUUGUUCUAAAAAAGAUCGAGAGGUCUGCACAACAUCAAAAGUUGUGGUGCAAGUCUAGUCAGAGAAGGGGACAUCUAACUCCAUAGGGAAGAUGAGCACAGCAUAGUAUAAUACUGUUGUAAAGAUGAAAUUGUAGCGGGCCUUCGGAGUUGGACCGCCUACUCUAUGGCCCGCCUACUAGGAGGUAGCUUGUUUCUCAAGAGCGUGUUUCACUCGUCACAUGGGCAUUGAAAUAUAUAUAAUCCUAGAUAUUUUGAUGAGAAAGUAGCUAGAGGAAAUUGGUUUCAAUGUAGUGGUCUACUUAGCGUUUUCUUUGAUAUCUGAAGUGAGCUGUAGCAAUCUGCCAUGUCGAGGAUGGAUAUCUAUGUCUACGGUCAUCUCACAAAAUUCAUCACAUUCAAUGUCAUUGUCAGUCAUUCCAAGAACAAGUAUUUUCUUUACUAUAGGGGCAGCGGCUCCCCGCCGCCUCGGUGGGAGUUCUUUCUGCGUUUUUACCUACCGUAAUGGUUCGAGUAAGCUUUUAAGUACUUAUAACUAAUGUCGAGGCACGACGAGCAGUGACAGCGGCUCUUCAGAUAGGAAUAGAAUUGUUGGGCGAUUGUGCGGCCUUAUGCUUCUCAGGGUGGAUGUUUAUAAGUGAUUUAAAAAGAACUAGUAUUCGGGGGGGGGGAAGACGCAUAUAGUCCUAUGGAAAAAAAAACACGCCCGCAUGCCUCGGGCUACCGCGCUUCGUGAAGAUGAUGAUCAGACUCAAUCUCUACGGUCCUAGAGAAAGACGACAUGACAUACCCCAUUCAGUUCGACGGCGCAUGUUUACCUCCGGAGUAGGUGCAUCAAUCGAACACCAGUUUUUCCGGUCGUUGUGAAAGGCGAUAUCAGGAAUACACUCACACAUCAUGACAAUUUUCCUUGUUCUGAUCGUAGAUUUUUAUUCCAUCACCGUUAGGUACUGGAAAUUUAGAUUGAAAACAACUGCCCAAUAAACUGCCCAAUAAGGGCUCAACGUUGGCUUGGGUGGAGCACAUGAUGAAGAUGCAGGCUCAAGCGAGGUCUUGUGAAGCAAGGUUGUCGAAUAUACAGCGUUGGAGUUCAAAUUUGAGUCCGGUUAGUAAUCGGCGUUGUAUGAACCCAGGGAAAGGCUAGACUAGCAGUAAGAUGAGCGUUCUUGAGAGACCCCCCGAGUUUAGUAUGUAGAGUGAAUAUUGGUAACGAAACA
Molecule: messenger RNA, 5111 nt
Organism: Amoebophrya sp. A25
Lineage: Eukaryota; Dinophyceae; Syndiniales; Amoebophryaceae
Source: the annotation of a GenBank genome assembly